Rhinopithecus roxellana (golden snub-nosed monkey) is the source of this 423-nucleotide messenger RNA. Its product is annotated as late cornified envelope protein 3C. The record is from RefSeq and is a predicted model, not a curated record. Lineage: Eukaryota; Metazoa; Chordata; Mammalia; Primates; Cercopithecidae. Gene Ontology annotation, biological process: epidermis development. Bases 69 to 353 code for a protein of 94 amino acids. The transcript is spliced from 2 exons.
AUCCACAGCAUCCUUAGGAGCAACCACCUUCUCCUACCUCCUCUGCAUCUGGUAAAAUUCCUGCAAAGAUGUCCUGCCAGCAGAACCAGCAGCAGUGCCAGUCCCCACCCAAGUGCCCCUCACCCAAGUGCCCCCCAAAGAGCCCAGCACAGUGUCUGCCUCCAGCCUCUUCUGGCUGUGUUUUAAACUCCAGGGGCUGUGGCCCCAGCUCUGAAGGUGGCUGCUGCCCGAGCCACCACAGACACCGCAGGUCCCAUCGAUGCCGGCGCCAGAGAUCCAACUCCUGUGACAGAGACAGUGUUCAGCAAGGUGGGGGCUCCUGCUGUGGCCAUGGCUCUGGGGGCUGCUGCUGACCUGCAUCCUGAUGAUGAGAUGAGUGAUCUUUGGAGGAAACAAGAAUCCCAAGGGCCCAGGAAAAGCCCC